Molecule: messenger RNA, 495 nt
Organism: Cokeromyces recurvatus
Lineage: Eukaryota; Fungi; Mucoromycota; Mucoromycetes; Mucorales; Mucoraceae
Exons: 2
Coding region: 1-495 (164 amino acids)
Biological process (GO): proteolysis
Molecular function (GO): aspartic-type endopeptidase activity
Source: RefSeq, a predicted model, not a curated record
AUGGCAGAAUAUCUAUCUCUUAACAAGAAUAUAGCAAGAGAAGUUAAGGAAGGAAUCAUGUAUAUUCAUCGAAGAAAGAGCAAAAUGCUAAACUCAAUGAAUGACUCCAUAGUGAUUAGUAAUUUAAGAUCAGGAAACUUAUUAGAAGAAGGAGAGAUCUACAAAGGAAAAGUAACAGAAUCAUCAGAAGACCAGGAUAAUGAUGAAAGUAGUAUUAGCGAUAGUGAAUUAGACCUUGAAUCAACAGGAGGAAGCAGUAGUGGUGUUUAUGGAAGUGAUACAGAUGAUGAAGCAGAUAGUGUGGUGGAUUAUCCUUACGACCCAGAUAUAAUGAAAAAUGCAAGGCCAUCAAGGAUAUUAAUAGCAAUUAAUGACAAGAUUAUAGAAGCAAUUCUAGACACAGGUACAGCUGUUUCAAUGAUCAGUAAGAAGUUAGCAGAUAGACUUACAAGAAAACAAUUACGACAAAAUACCCCUAUCUGGUUUUGGAAGUAG